Messenger RNA from Mytilus trossulus (common blue mussel), 8979 nucleotides. RefSeq names its product intraflagellar transport protein 140 homolog. Lineage: Eukaryota; Metazoa; Mollusca; Bivalvia; Mytilida; Mytilidae. Gene Ontology annotation, molecular function: protein binding. Gene Ontology annotation, cellular component: axoneme; intraciliary transport particle A; ciliary basal body. The coding region runs from base 144 to 4637 and encodes 1497 amino acids. Gene Ontology annotation, biological process: intraciliary retrograde transport. The record is from RefSeq and is a predicted model, not a curated record. The transcript is spliced from 32 exons.
AAAUGGAGCACAUAGUUGAAUUUCCUAUGAAAUAGCAUCACAGUAUCCAGGGAAACAACAUCUUUCUUGUAUGAUUGCAUACGAUCAGCCUCAAAAAAUUUAAAGAUCUACAUAUGAGUAGUUAGAAAGAUUAGAAAACAAGAAUGGCUGUUUAUUUUGACCAUCGGUUAAAGACCGAUGCUCAGGGGAUUAAUACUGAUGUAUCAUGGUAUAGUGGUUCUCCUCAUCUGGCUGUUAAUACUUACAGUGAUGCUUCAGGUGGUGCUGUCCAUCUGUAUAUGGAAGAGGGAGAACAGUUACUUAAUGUUGCGCUUCAGAGAAGUUGUCAAGCCACAUCCAGUGCAUGGCAUCCUAACAAAAAGAUCAUAGCAGUUGGCUGGGAUAAUGGAGAACUACUUAUUUGGAAUAGUGCUGAUGGAGAAUUGUUUGAGGGAUUACCUCUACAUAAAACCCCCAUUACUGUGCUGGAAUGGAGUAGUAAUGGUACUCGCUUGACUUCUGGAGAUAAGUCAGGAGUAGUUAUGGUAUGGAAAGCUGACAGUAAAGGUAGAUUGCAACAGAAUCCCCUCCACCAACAUCAUGUUCAGGAACCAUUAAACAAGAUCUUAUGUAAACCAAUACCACCACAAGAUCCAGCCACAGAUAUAAGUCAGCUAGCCAAGGCUGCAGUCAGUGGUGAUGAGAGUGCUUUGGAUAUGUUCAACUGGAAGAAGAGCGGAAAAAGUAAUAGUAUUAAAAUGGGAGGCUCUCCCUUUGGUUCCUCAGAAAGUAUGACAUUCUACUUAGGUGGUGCUUCAGGUGGUGUUUAUUUUGUUGGAGAAUCUGGACAGUGUACACAGAUAUUCACAGCUGAUGGACCUAUAUUAAAACUUUUGUUUUAUGAAGAGAAGAAUGUCUUAAUCACUGUUACAGAGAAUCUGAUUCUAACACAACAUGCAAUUCUACCAGAAGGGGAUGCAAAAGAAAUACUUAAAGUGAAGAUGUCUGGCAAGGGAGAUAACCCAACAGUUAUAUGGGCUGGGAAAGGCAUACUGGCAACAGCUACUGGUGAAGGAGCAGUCAGAAUGUGGGAUUUAGAUAAUGAAGAUAAUUACAUCUUAUCACUAGAUGGACACAACAGCUAUGAUCCAAAUGAAAAUGUUAUGUGUAUUUCAUAUAGUCAGGAGAAAGGAAUGCUGGCUGGAGGUACUAAUAUGGGUGACAUAGCCUUAUGGAAAUGGUCGCCACCUAUUGGUGGAAAGAAAGUUGAGGGGGAACAAAAGUGGAAGUUACAGGCACCAGCAACUGUAGAAGGUUCUAUAAGACAAGUAGAGUGGGGAUCCAGCAAGAACCUCCUAGCAGUAAACACAAUAGCCAAUGUAUUUAUGUUGAGUGAACAUACCAUGAGUUCUGGCUAUAAAGAUCAGACGGCUGUUGUACAGUACGGUCCUAGUUCUUUAUCGGUAGAGAUGUUUGCUACAGGACAGCACCAUGAUCUAAAAACAGAAAUACAGGUCAAAGGCAUCUACACAACAAAGGAUGCCUUGGCUUUGUGGAAUGGUAGAAGAGUAAUUACAUAUGACUAUGCUCAAGACAAAGCAUCAAUAAAAGCUGCAGGAACAUUUACAACUGAAGCUAUGGAGGUUUGCUUAUAUGAGCAAAAUGUGUAUUGCAUAGAACCAGGGAAAGUACAAGUUAGAACUCAUCAGGGAACCGUAAAACAAGUAUUGAAUUUCAAUGAAGUAGAAGGACAGCCUGCCAGUAUAGAUGUAUGUGCCAACUAUCUGGUUAUAGCUACAAGUAAUGGAAUUGUUAGAGUUUAUGAUCUCUCUAGAAGGGAAGCCAAAGCUCAUAGUCAGCCUAAGAACCUCAGUGAAGUGAUACCAGGGUUUGGUGGUAUUGUCUCAUGUAAAUGUAACUGUAAUGGGACAAAAGUCAGUCUCAUGGUCAGGAUGCAUGAUGGCCAUGUGGAUCCCAAGUUAUAUUUCUGGGAUGUAGAGACAGAUACAGUGACUUUCUUUAACUUUGAGUCAGGAAGAGGGGAACAGGAUGAUUAUCCACCAGAACAGAUAGAAGGGUUAGAGGUUGAUACAAAUGAUGCUGAAAGAGGGAAAACCCAAGCUGCUAAAGAUAUAGCAGGUAGAACUCCCAUAUCUCAUCACUGGGAUCAUACAGAACCAAAGUUAAUUAUAUGUCAGGCUCAAGUACUGGCUAGUGCUUUUGAGAAGAAAGAGAAGGAAGAGAAGAAGACUCACUCACUGUCUAAAUCAAUGGAUGAAGGACCUGUUGAAGUUAUGAUUGUUUCGUUAUUCUCUACCCCUGAGAAUGGAACAUUGAUACAGGAUAGUUUCCCAAUGCCAGAACAGUUCCAAGCGUUACUUGGUGUAGAAGUGCCAUAUUACUACUUUGUUAAAAAGGAAUCAACUUUUACAAAAAUUAAUUCUGAAACAUUGAAGAAGGAUGAGGAACUCCCAGAGAAUGUAGUCAAGGCUGAGGGAGCUUCUCCAAGAUUAGUAGCUAGAAAAACCAUGAGAGAUUUUGUUGGCUUAGAAAAGAGUGAUAAGAAUACAAAAGAUGCUAUGUUAAACUUUAGUUUCUAUUUAACAAUAGGAAAUAUGGAUGAGGCAUUUAAAGCAAUUAAAUUAAUAAAAAGUGAAUCAGUGUGGGAGAAUAUGGCCAAGAUGUGUGUAAAGAGUAGAAGACUUGAUGUUGCUAGUGUAUGUCUGGGUAACAUGGGUAAUGCUAGAGGUGCUAAAGCUCUGAGAGAAGCAAUGAAAGAACCAGAAUUAGAUGCCAAGGUAGCAGUUCUAGCCAUGCAGCUAGGAUUAAAGGAGGAUGCUGAAAGGUUACUGAAGAACUGUAAAAGAUAUGAUUUGUUAAAUGAAUUUUAUCAGUCAACAGGGCAGUGGAAAAAGGCUUUGGAAACAGCAGAAACCUAUGAUAGGAUACAUCUCCGUACAACAUAUUAUAACUAUGCCAAGCAUCUAGAAACAAAUGGAGAAUUAUCUGAAGCUAUACCAAAUUUUGAGAAAUCUGAUACACAUAGAUUUGAAGUCCCAAGAAUGUUAUUUGAGGAACCAGAUGCCUUGGAACAAUAUAUUAGUCGACAUAAAGACAGGGCCCUACACAAAUGGUGGGCACAGUACAUGGAGAGUACAGGUGAAAUGGAAACUGCCCUGCAGUAUUAUGAGAAUGCCCAGGACUACCUUUCUCUAGUCAGAGUCUAUUGUUACUGUGGAAAUAUGGAAAAAGCUGCAGAAAUCUGUAAUGAAACAGGGGACAAAGCUGCCUGUUACCAUCUAGGUAGACAGUUUGAAAACCAGGACCAGAUCAAAGAAGCCAUACAUUUCUUCCAGAGAGCACAGGCAUUUGGUAAUGCUAUCAGGUUAUGCAAGGAACAUGGAUAUGAAGAUCAGUUGAUGAAUCUGGCAUUGUUAGGACGACCUGAGGACAUGAUGGAGGCAGCUCGGUAUUAUGAACAGAAACAUGGAUCACAGGACAAAGCAGUUAUGUUGUACCACAAGGCUGGAAACUUUUCCAAAGCUUUGGACCUUUCAUUCAGAGCUAAACAAUUUGGUGCACUACAGCUGAUAUCAGGAGAGCUUGAUGAGAGAGCAGAUCCAGAACUUCUACAGAGGUGUGGUGAUUUCUUCUUAGAGAAUGGACAAUAUGAUAAAGCUGUGGACUUGUUAGCUAUUGGCAAGAAAUAUUGGGAAGCUCUAAAGAUAUGUAUGGACCAGCAUGUUGAGAUAAAUGAGGACUUAGCAGAGAAGUUAACCCCAGAUAAAGAUGAAGCUGGUAUUGAUACUAUGGAGAGAAUCAAGAUUCUAGAAGCUAUAGCUGAAGUCUGUAUGCAUCAAGGAGGAUACCAUCUGGCUACAAAGAAAUUCACUCAGGCUGGAAACAAAAUCAAGGCAAUGAAAGCCUUGCUGAAGUCAGGUGACACAGAGAAGAUAGUAUUCUUUGCUGGCGUGUCCCGACAGAAGGAGAUUUAUGUAAUGGCUGCUAACUACUUACAGUCCCUAGACUGGAGAAAGGACCCAGAGAUCAUGAAGAAUAUCAUUGGAUUCUACACCAAAGGCAGAGCUCUUGACUCAUUAGCAGGAUUUUAUGAUGCUUGUGCUAUGGUUGAGAUAGAUGAGUAUCAGAACUAUGAUAAAGCCCUUGGUGCAUUAGGAGAGGCAUAUAAAUGUUUAAGUAAAGCUAAGAUGACUGAUGAAAUAAUGCAGGAAGAGAAACUCUCUCAUCUUAAAAACAAAAUGGCUUUGAUCAAAAAAUUUGUAACUGCAAGAAGAGCCUAUCAAGACAACCCAGAAGAAGCUGUGAAGCAGUGCCAAGUAUUACUGGAGGAACAAAGCUUAGAUACUGCAGUCAGAGUAGGAGAUGUCUACGGACUAAUGAUUGAACAUUAUGCUAGACGUGAGCGAUGGAAGGCUGCCCAAGCUGCUAUGGAAGAGAUGAGAAUGAGAAUUCCAAGUGUUAAUAUGGCUUACUAUGUCAAUAUUAGGACAAUAGAAGCUGUUUAUCGUGCACUAGAUAUGCCCUUACCAAAGACAAUUACUAGUACGGCAAUCAAUGGGUACGGAGGGGGAGAAGAAGACGGAGAAAUUGUUGAGGAAGAAGUAGUAGAUCAAAUAAACUAUGGUGAUGAUGUAUGAUUUAGGUGUAUGUUUUUAAUUAUUUAUUAUCAUGUUCUGGCUGGAAAUUGUUGUAACAAAUUGAAGAAUAAACCAAUGGUCAGCACUAUCUGAUGUAUCGUGCCUUGUCAUAAGUUCAAUUUAACAAUCUGAAGAUACAUCAUAUAACAUUCUUGUUGAUCUUUUAAGCAUAACACUUAGAAUGGUUGUAUCUGGAAUAAAUAUCCAAAGUUUAUGUAUACUGUGAUAGUUGAUAUUAUGUGAAGGAUUUAAACAAUACAUGUUACUUUUUUAUAUUUUUUUUGUACAUGAAAAUGUUUAUUAUGAAUUUGACAACCAUGUACCAUAGGCAACAUCUUCAAACUAUUUAAACUGAGCAGUUUGAAGAUAAGAACAUUGCAUACCACUUUGGAUUCUUUGCUAUUCAAGAGUCAUGAUUGUUUUGUGGAUUUUGUUGAUAAGUAAGAACAAUUUAAGUGUUGAAAAAUAAAACACAAAUUACCUAUUGGUUUGUAAGCAGAAUACACCAAAACCAGGAAAUCCAGCAUUCACAACUUUACUAUUUUUUUUAAAUUUUUGGUACUCAUGAAAAAAAAUUAAUCUAAGCUUACAAUAAUGUAAAAUAACAUGGUAUUUAAGAUAUAAUUAUUCAAAACAUAUGAUUUUACCAAAAAAUAAGAAAAAAUGAAAAUGUGUUAUAUAACAUUUAGGACCACAUAUCUAUUGAUUUGUAUGUAUUAACUUGAUGUAUCUAUUUACAUUCCAAUAUGCGUUAUUUAUAUUUUGCAUUAUACUUAAAUAUUUUAUUUUGAAACAUCAUUAUAUAUUUUGUUUAUGGUAUUGUAAAUUUGUUUUUUAAUAGAUUCUUGGUACAUAGAGAGUAAACUAUCAUUUAAAGAUUUGAGCUUUUUCUAUUCAUCCAUGGGCAAAAAUUACAUCAGCCAUAUUUAUGGAGUGUUGUCUUUGGAACACUGUAGCACAUAUCAUUCAAUGUUGAAUAAAUUUAAACAGCAAAUCACCAAAUAGUACACCUUGAAAUCUUUGCUUACUGCCUUCUGAGAUGAAUUGUCAAGAAAUAUAUCUAUUUUUUAUAUUGAUAAAAAAUAUUUGUUCUUUAACCUGAGAGAAUGCUGUCUAUCUAACCUGUUGUCACAGCUGUUGAAAUGUAUUGCACUGCUUGUAUAAUAUAGUGUAUGAAUGAUUUUUAUUUGAAUUGUGGUUGACUUUUAUACUGAAUGAUAGAGGUUUGAUAUUGGUACUAGGUCUCUGCUAAGAUUAAAAAAAACUGAUGUUUUUCAAUGUACAUCAUAUAAUUCAUAUAAUAGAUUGUUUUUGUGUGAAUUAUAGUAAGACAUUUGUAAAGAUGACAUUUGCUUAUAGCUUAUUUGUAUAUUUUUCUAGUGCUAUGAGUGUUUCAUUUUUGUGUGCAUUUCUUUAUUGUGAUCAGCUGAAGUGAGUUGAAAGCUUAGAAAUCCAGAAAAAGUCAUUGAGGCUGUGUUCAACUCUGCUCAUAUCAUAGUUAAGAUUUUAUUAACAUUAGAUCUGCUUUGUUUAUGUUUAGACGUUUUUUUUGUAAUUAUAAGAUAAGGGUACAUUGUAGAUGUUAUAAUAUAACAAGAUAAAAAUGACAAGAAAUCAUUCAAGUGUUUUCAGUGUGGUAAUUAAACUUUAGAAAUUCUGGAAUUUCAGAAUAUGUUAUGUUUUACAUGUAGAGGUUCUUAAAUCACCAAAUAGAAAUUAUAAAUUUGGUAUUUUUCAUAUUUCUUCAGACUGUAUCUCACCCUGUAAAAUGUCAUUUACCAAGAUUGGUACUAAUAUUAAUGUUCUACAGAUUCUUUAAAAAAAAUCAACUAUAAACAACAUGAGGCACUGUACCUUGUUUCGAAAUAAAAACAUGGGAUUUGAAACUUUUCUAUUGGAGAAAAAUUAUUCUUUCAUUAGUUAAUUUAGCAAAAUAUGAUCUGUAGAAAAUAAUUACUUCUUGAAUGAUAUUUUAAUUUGUUUAUCAAUCCAUUUCAGUCAAAUUAAAAGUAAUUGGGAUACCUGUUUCAUUUUGUUUUGGUAUUGGAAAAUAGUUUAUAAUUUGGGUUCCAGUUUUAUUAUCUGCCCUUGAAAUUAAAAAAAACUGUGUAGUUAUUUCCCUUUGAUAAAUCACAGAUUUUUUUAAAAACUUGUUUAAAAGAUAAUACUUGUUUUGUUUCUUUGAACAAAAAAUGUCAUGGAUAAUAUAAAAUGUUUUUAGCAGGUUCACUUCCAUUUAAAUGAUGAUAAAUUCACAGAUUUAUCAGCAGACCUGUUAAUAAAAUAGGCACCUAAAGCGCAUGUGCAAGUUGAUCAAAGAGAGAAUCUACAUUUGAGUGAUUGGUAGAAUUAUUAAUUGCUAUUAGAAUAUGUGAUACUAAUGAAUUCAACAUUUUUGUAUUGAAGAAACCAAAUUCAUUAAUUUUAUAUCAGAAUUUAUGACUUACAGUAAGUGUUUGCUCAUGCUAUUUUCAGUUUUAAAACAAAUUUAGUAUAAAGUCAUUAAUUAACUUUGUGUAAUAAUGUACAUAAACGUCAUUUAAAUUAUAGAAUAGACUUGUUUUAAGAUGGUGUUAGGGUUAACUGACUCAGAGCUGAACACUUACAUUUUGGAUACUGCGAUAAGUUAAAAUUUAUGUAAAUUUGACAAUACUAAAAUUUUUAGUAAAAAGUGAAGGCUUUUGUUAUUCAUAUUCAUCUAAAGUUCAAGUUACGCUUCAAUCUCUUUCUUAUAUCAAGAUCUGGUCUGGGUAAAGGUUAGUUAACCCAACCUGUAUAAAUGUUUGAAAUAUUUAGAAGUUUUGUAAUCAUUUAUUUUGGUGUAAACAGAUAGAUAUACAUUUAUUAUUACACAAUUGUUGUUUUUUAUUUUAAAGAAAAUUCAAUUGUGAAUAUGUUAUUCCAAAUAUUUUUUUAUGAACCUAUAUUUUAGCCUGUAAGACUGUCAACUACAUUGUUUCCACAGACAGUGCUAUUAUCAAAUUGUUUUACUUCCGUCCUGAAGUGUCUGUGAUAUAACACUUUGUACUAGGUUCACUAUUGCUAUAGGUAUAACAUUUAAGAUGUCAGACACCUUCUUUAGUUGUGACCUGUUGUAUUUUUACAAUGAUCCAUUAAAUUUUAAAGUCUAUUCAAUUUUUGUUGAAUUCACCUCUUCGAUUUUUUUAUUUUUUAUUUGUCAUUUAUUUAUAUCCAUCUUGAAAUAUUUGAAUACCAUAAACUACAUGUAAACAUAUCACGAUCUGACCCUACUAAACUUUCUAGAAAUUGUCAUAACCAAAUCUAUAUACCUUAAAUAUAAACUUACAUAGAUUGUCAAUUUAAGGAAGAGUUGUGAUAAAUUCAACUAUUUAGAUGUGAAAAUAAAAAAUGAUUAAACACUUAUUCCUGAAACAGCCCUAAGACCAAUGAGAAAAUAUAAAUAUUGAUAUCCAAAAGAAUAUUCAUAAUUUAUGAACCAAUAACAAUGCUAUGUGAAAGAUUAUACAAUCUUUAAUCUUCGAAUUUAAUUGGACCAAAACCGGCACUUAUCACAAAUUCUCCUUUAAACAACUGUCAAUGGAAUUCCAUUGCACACACUGAUGUGCACCAAUAUGUGCUUUUUCUUAAAUUAAUGUUAUUGAACAAACAUAUCCUUCACUCUGUCAACUAAACCGUAAAUGUCUGUUUUGUUUUAAGCACAUGGCCUGUUGCGACAAAUGCAGGUAACCAAAGACUUUCUUGUAAUUUUUCAAAUUGUAUCUAUUGACAACUUAAAAAUAAAUCUCAUACCAUUAAUUUUGAAAUGGUUUUUAAAUCAAAAAUCUAUGAUGGCUAGUACUAAUAUUCAUCACUAAAAGUUAAAGAGAUACUUAACUAGGACAUGUUCAUUAAAGCUCCAUCAAAAUUUGCUGCAUAAUUAAAUUGGACAUUCAUAUAUUUUUCUGGAAUAAUCAAACUUGAUUUUUUUAAUAUAAUAUUAUUCAUGGCAGAUUUUGUAAAGAUUUCAUCCUAUAUUUAACUAUGGUUGUACAAAUUAUAAGUAUGAAUUAUUGAAUUAUAUCAAAAUGAAUCUCUAGAAACUUAUUAUCUUACUGUAUGGCAUAUUAAUUUGUCUAACAAUGUUGUGUUUACCAUAUGACAAAUUAAUUUGUCUUACAAUGUGGUGUGUUUAAUUUUAUGUUUUUUGAAUGUACUGUUUUCUAAUUGUUUUGACUAAGUGGUAUUUAUGUUUACAUUUUCUAUGCACUCAUAUUAUUGUUGAUGGUUGUGAUAAAGAAAAAUGAAAGUAAUAGAAAAUUGAUGUUUCCGUCCACAAUAAUUUCUGAUCUUCUCCAUGAAAAAUAAAAUACUAUGAAAACAC